CACGCCGCUCCACCGUCUCCAGCCUCUCCCCAUCCGCUCGGUCCCCCGUCUAACACGCUAGCACUAGGCCCUGUUCCUCGCUACCGGGGCUAUUUAAUCCUGUCGAGGGCCUCUCGAGCCCUGCCCGUCGCCAACUCCUCGACCUCUUGUCCUGCUACUAUGCCUACUCGCUCCUGGCCUCCCGUCCCUCAUCACCUUCCCUGUAUGGUCCUGUAUGAGUAGUUGGAGUGUUUGUGUAUAUUCUACGCCAGUACAAGUGUAAUAUCAUUCAAUAUCGGGAGACGCGAAGUGUAGCCGAGCGGGAACUGGGUUGGUUUCGUCAUUGUGCAAGCGGUUUCUCUCAUUUCCGUGGGGCGAGCGUGUCCGCGAUGUCGUUAUCCGGAGUUGAAGUUUCUAAGCACGAUAGCAAGGAUUCUUGCUGGGUCGUGAUUCAUGGCAAAGUGUAUGAUGUGACGGAGUUUCUGCCCGAGCACCCUGGUGGGAUGCGCAUUAUCCUAAAGUAUGCGGGCAAAGAUGCGACGGCAGAAUUCGACCCUAUACAUCCCCCCGACACUCUCGACAAGUACCUAGACCAGUCGAAACACUUAGGACCGGUAGACAUGUCUACCGUAGCCAAGGUCGAGGAAGAAGUGGACCCGGAGGAGGCCGAGCGGCAACAGCGCAUCGCAGAUAAGCCGCCGCUAUCGCAGUGUUUCAACUUGAUGGAUUUCGAGUCGGUCGCUAAGAAGGUCAUGAAGAAGGUUGCCUGGGGCUACUACUCUAGCGCCGCAGACGACGAGAUAACGCUGCGAGAGAACCACGAGGCUUUCCACAGGAUAUGGUUCCGGCCCAAGAUUCUAGUCAACGUCAAGGAGGUUGAUUUUUCAAGCACAAUGCUCGGUACCAAGGUCGACAUACCGUUCUACGUCACCGCGACGGCGCUAGGGAAGCUGGGGCACCCUGAAGGCGAGGUCGUGUUGACGAGGGCGGCGAGAAAGCACAACGUCAUCCAGAUGAUCCCUACGCUAGCGUCGUGCUCAUUCGAUGAGAUCAUGGACGCGGCAGAAGGGGAUCAGGUGCAGUGGUUACAGCUAUACGUCAAUUCGGAUCGUGCCAUUACGGAGCGCAUCGUCAAGCACGCCGAGAAACGGGGAUGCAAGGGCUUAUUUAUCACGGUCGAUGCGCCACAGCUAGGAAGGAGAGAGAAGGACAUGCGGUCCAGGUUCACGGACAAGGGCUCCAAUGUGCAGUCCGGUCAGGACACGGACACGUCGCAAGGCGCAGCCCGGGCCAUCUCGUCCUUUAUCGACCCGUCUCUAUCCUGGGAUGACAUCCCGUGGUUCCAGUCGAUCACGAAGAUGCCUAUCGUGCUCAAAGGCGUCCAGCGCGUCGAGGACGUACUCCGCGCCGUCGAGGCUGGCGUUCAGGGCGUCGUACUCUCGAACCACGGCGGCCGGCAGCUCGAGUUUGCGCCGUCCGCCGUCGAGGUGCUGGCGGAGACGAUGCCGGUGCUGCGGGCGCAGGGGCUCGAGAAGAAGAUCGAGGUGUACAUAGACGGUGGCGUGCGCCGGGCUACGGACAUCCUCAAGGCGCUGUGCCUCGGCGCGAAGGGGGUCGGCAUCGGCCGGCCCUUCCUGUACGCGAUGUCGGCGUACGGCCUCGAGGGCGUCGACCGCGCCAUGCGGCUCCUCAAGGACGAGAUGGAGAUGAACAUGCGCCUGAUCGGCUGCACCAGCGUCGACCAGCUGAACCCGUCCCUCGUCGACGUGCGCAACCUCGGCAGCCACGUCACCGGCGUCCCGGCCGACCACCUAGGCCGCAAGGUCUACGACACUCUCGCCAUACCGGCGUUCAAGACUCCCAAGGCGAAGCUAUGAAACCGAUCUAGUUGAUGACUCCUCUUGUUUUUUCUGUCGCUCUCCCUCUUUCUCUCCCUUGUAUAUCUGUGGGGAUACCAAUCUAGCCAUCCAUCUACCUCGCUACAAGUAUAUACAUCCCGUCUUGAGGAUCGAAUAUAGGCUUGGCGUCUGCGUGUACACAUUUAUACGUCUAUUUUCCGUGUUGGCUGUUCUGGUUUAUUGAUAUGCGCAACCGCGAGAGUGCUUGGUUUGCAAGCCACACUACCGGCUAAAACCUACUUUGCUGGCCUAGCACGUUGGUGAGUGACACCAGUUCUUAAGACUAGGCGGUGGGGGGACAAGUUCUAGGGGCUCAUCGCAGCGUUGUUCAUCCUCAACUUAUGGGUGUUUCUUCAACGGGCCACGGUGGUAAACUUGAUACUCCCCGACUGCCUAACGACGUGGGCACCCCCGUACUGAAGUCGGUGGUUUUGAUGACGCACUCGGGGUAACUACACGUGUUUUCGAUGUAAGGGACGAUCGCUCCCGGGACCCCGGUUUUCACGGACAAGGCGGUUUGGCUCUCGGGGGGUUUUAAUAUAGUUCAGAUGUUGCCGGUGAGCAUUACGCCGAGGUGUUAUCCAGAAAACUUACCUAUAUAAGGGGAGCCCAGAGGUUGUGUGAUUAACUCAACCUAGCGCGUUGUACGUAGUAUAAAAUACCUACAGGGAAAAAUAAACAGACAGAAAAAAGAGAC
Durotheca rogersii is the source of this 2574-nucleotide messenger RNA. Its product is annotated as FMN-dependent dehydrogenase-domain-containing protein. The record is from RefSeq and is a predicted model, not a curated record. Gene Ontology annotation, molecular function: heme binding; L-lactate dehydrogenase (cytochrome) activity. NCBI's taxonomy places the organism in Eukaryota, Fungi, Ascomycota, Sordariomycetes, Xylariales, Xylariaceae. The transcript is spliced from 5 exons. Gene Ontology annotation, biological process: lactate metabolic process. The coding region runs from base 369 to 1856 and encodes 495 amino acids.